GUUAAUGGAAGACGACAAAGUGAGGAUUUCCAAGAAAUGGCUUCAACAACUAUCAAAAGGUGCUGGUAGCCCAGUGGAUGUCUUGACUUCUCAGAGCUUAAAAGUUAUUCAUGCACAAAAGGGUCUCAUGCGCUGCCGUUUCGUCGUUUCAGAAAAAUUAGCGGAUGGCAAUGGAAAUUGGCAUGUUGGAGCCAUGGCCACCUUAAUAGACAAUAUUGCAGGAGCUACCGUACACUCAUUUGCUGGCAAAAUUAGACCAACUCUCGAUUUCAGCAUGUCAUAUUAUUCGUCUGCGAAAAUUCAAGAAGAAGUAGAGAUAGAGGCAAAGGUAGUUGCAGAGAAGGGAAAGCUAACAUCUGUGUUGAUAGAGAUGAGGAACAAGGAAAAUGGACAAGUAAUUGGUAUAGGGAAGCAAUGGACGGCUUCAAACGAUAAUGCAGGUAGAGGAAGUGAGUUUUGGACGGCUAUAAACAGCAACAAGGUUGGCCAAGCAAGAAGUAAGCUUUGAUGGAGCUGCAUCUAAUUACACCAGCUAAUCCUACAAAUUUCAAGAGGGUUUGAUCGAGCUUGUUGAAAAUUGUCAUGCUCAUUGCUUUACGUCUUGUAUUGUUAAAUUGGAGUUGGAGGGCGUUGACUAAUGGCAUAGUUGACUCGGACAUGCGUGACAUAAUAUAACAUGAAAUCUGCCGCGAAUAAUGUUGACUCUCUAUUAGUCAACGAUUAAUAAAGUUUAUGAUUGGCUCGGUUCUUUGUUGAUGAUAUAAUAAGAAAUUAA
Hevea brasiliensis (rubber tree) is the source of this 775-nucleotide messenger RNA. RefSeq lists its product as uncharacterized. The transcript has 3 exons. Gene Ontology annotation, molecular function: fatty acyl-CoA hydrolase activity. Lineage: Eukaryota; Viridiplantae; Streptophyta; Magnoliopsida; Malpighiales; Euphorbiaceae. The record is from RefSeq and is a predicted model, not a curated record. The coding region runs from base 5 to 508 and encodes 167 amino acids.